GGCACUAGUCUGUUGAUACCGAAAAUUAAAUUUCUGUCACUCGCUUUUCCCAUUCAUUUACAAUUGCAAUAGGUUGAGAUAAAGAAGUAACUACCUGAAGGCAGCUAUACUCGGCAAUAACGAUUCAAUAAACAUGGGAUCAAAAGCGAGCGACUGAUUUCAUUCUCGGCUCCAUAGUCCAUACCCAUUAUAGCAUUUAUUACAUACCGGCCUGACUAGCAUCAUUUCUUACCCGUGAAUUGCAGAUAUGUUUAUUUUGUUAUUCGCUUUUACUUGUCUACCAGCUGCUUCCUCCGACGAUUACAUUUACAAUGCACUUCACUUUGGAAGCUCCAGUAAUGACUACGUCGGGUUUAACUUUGACAUGGCACCAUUCAGAAACUCGCUCUCUCUCUGUUCGUGGAUAAAACGCGUAGACACAUCCGCCUCCUACCCGGUAGUGUUUAACUACUACAUAAGUGGCCCUGAGAUCUAUAUAGGAUCUGAUGGGCGAGUCAACAUGGUAGUAGGAGAUGAAAGUUUGAAUAGCCUGGAAAGUAAGUUUACAACACCUUUAGGAAGGUGGUUUAGUUACUGUUUAACCUGGUCACUAGCCACGAGAACAAGCAAGCUGUAUCUGGACGGUAAUCUAAUAGCCACGGCUCAGACACCAUCUGGGAGAGCAUUGACAAUGGGAGGGACCUUGUUCUUCAAUAGAUUCUCUCAUUCUACAAAUUCUGGUUACAUUUUUGGAGGGCAGAUCUCCCAAUUUAACAUUUAUUCGGAUGUUCUGAGCUCUGAAUCAAUCCAGAAAAUAACAGAAGGGGGUCUUUGUUUUGAUCUGGAAGAGUUCUCAGAAAUUAGGGUCCUUCGUUGGGAAGUUAUUCUGGACAGAUCAAGAAAUGGAAAUGUGAGAGAGGUUACGGUGUGUACACAAGAGAAAUUAUCCAGUCAGAAAUCACAAAGGAGGUUAGCAGAGAUUACUGGACAGUACAAUGAAACAAAGACUCAACUGAGUAAGAUGGAAAGAACGCUGGAGGUAGUAACUGGAAAACUGAAGUAUACAGAGGAGAAACUGGAGGUAGUAACUGGACAGCUCAACUCUACAGAGGAGAAACUGGAGGUAGUAACUGGACAGUUCAAAUCUGCACAAGAUGAGCUAGUAGCUGUGAAAGGUGACCUACAGACGGAGACAUCUCAACAUAACGUGACGGAAGAAAGACUGGAUGCCUGCUCCAGAAGACUUGCAGAAACGCAAAGCAAGCUGGAGACCGCCAGAACGUUGGUGAAUAUUAGCAGGUGGGAUGUCCUGUACACCCCGCCUUAUUUCAACAAAGUGCUGACUGAGGAACUGUUUCAGCAGUUCACCUCCAGUUGGGAUCCACUGAGAAAGUUUGUAGGCACUAACUUGACUGACGGUGUGGUAGAGCACUUCAGACAAUACCACAAGGAGCCCGAGUGUGAUACAUUUGAGCAGUUCUCAUCUAGCAUGCUUAGACAUUUUCUGGGGGUAGAAAUGACGUCAGGUAUUAUUAAACAUUUCAAGGAAACUCACGAGGACUCUGCGUGUAACAACAACACAGAGAGUUAGAAUUAGAUUACUGUAACAGCUCACCCGGAACAAUUGCACUUCGCAAACUUAUUUCAACAUUUUUCGUUAUUCAUCUGCCAGCAUUGAUUUCUAACAAUUAUCGUACUAAUAAUGCUUAUAUAUGUAUACGUACAUACUGACUCUAAAGUGACUCGUUCUCAUGAACCUCCAAUAUUUGAUUUCAAUUCAAAUUGUUGAUAUUUUUGAGACCAUCUGAUGGAAAUUAUUCAACAUUCUACGUUAGAUAUAGCGUCAUUCUCUGAUAAGGAUUUGCACUGUUUUACAAAAUGUGUUAAUCAUUCAUGAUUGAAUUAAUUAAAAUAACAUUUAAAAUAUUUUGAUACUGGUAACGACUGUUUAAAAAAUGUAGGACUACAGUUGUUACCUACAAUUUGUAAUGAUAUUUUGCCGAAAGGUAAUUAUAUUUGACUAACAACUUAACAAGUUUGUUGGGUAUUCUGUGAGAGAGUGUGACUACAGUUUUAACCUCCAUUGUUUAUAACAACGAGUAAGUAGUCACUAGUAAUCUAGUUAAACUUAAUCUUACUAUUACUAAUUAGUUGGUUUAUUUCUAUCACUUUGUGUAAAAUGUCUUACAGUGGAGGAAGAACAGCCGAAAUGUGUGAACGACCCCCACCGACUAUUUUCCAAAUUUAUUAUAUCC
Bolinopsis microptera is the source of this 2234-nucleotide messenger RNA. RefSeq lists its product as uncharacterized. The coding region runs from base 248 to 1570 and encodes 440 amino acids. Lineage: Eukaryota; Metazoa; Ctenophora; Tentaculata; Lobata; Bolinopsidae. The transcript is spliced from 3 exons. The record is from RefSeq and is a predicted model, not a curated record.